UGAUUGCUGCCUCAUGAAAUACGACGGUCCAGACUCUAUCCAUCAGCAACGACUUUCUCUUCUCUUCGGCUCUCAGCUCAUAUCUCGUCAUUUACUCUUUAUCGUGGCCCCGUCAUCAGAUAAAUCGGCUUCAGUGCCGGCAGACGUCCCCCCUGUCGAGGGCGGGAGGGAGCAGGUUGGCCAUCGGCUCGAAGUGGCGGCGCACAACGCCCUGGAGAAGAGCGUCAUCGAGAUGGCGCUGAGCACAAUCGAGGGGGUGCCCAAUCUCUAUGUCGGAGGUCUAUGGGCCCUCCGCCGCUCACAAUCGCUUCUGGACCGCAAGAUCACACACGUCCUGUCCCUCGUCUCCUUCAACCCUUCCAGUCUCAAAAACUUCAAGGACGAGCCCUUUUCCGAGUACGGCAAGCCGUUCAAGCAUCUUCUCAUUGACAUUGACGAUGUCGAAGACUCGGAUCUCCUCAUUGAGCUGCCAAGGGCCGUCAAGUUCAUCGACGAGGGCCUCCGGAGCGGGAGGAGUCAGCACCAGAGCUCCAACAGCGAUGCUGUGGCUAGUGUAGUGGAGGCAGUUGAGAGCAUCAGCCUGGAUGCCUCCAAGGAGCCAGGCCAGUCCACAUCAAAUUCAGCAGCAGCACCAGCUCAAACCUCAAAUUCAGGAUCACCUCCACGGAACCCCCCCAAACGCGGUGCCGUCUUCGUCCACUGCGCCGCCGGAAAAUCUCGUUCCAUCUCCGCCAUCAUCGCCUACCUUCUCUGGCGUUACCCGGAUCGCUUCACCGGCCCUGCAGGCUCACAGCUGGCUGCGACUCUACCUGAAGACCAGCAUCCGGAAGACAGCUACAGGUCCUUUAGCGAGCCCGUUCGGGCAGCCCUGGCGCUCAUCAAGCAGACGCGACCCCUUGCCGGCCCCAACACGGGCUUCAUGGCCCAGCUCGAUCUAUGGUGGCAGAUGGGCUGCCCUGCCGACGGCGAUAUGGAGGCCCAGCCCAUCUACCAGAGGUGGCUGUAUCAACGCGCCGCCAGGGAGAGUCUCGCCGUGGGACAGGCGCCGUCACAGCUGUGGUUCGAGGACGAGGCUGCAGCUCAGUCAACGUCAGAUCCGUCAGCCUCGCCCUUGUCAUCGUCAUCGUUGCCUUCUUCGGCCCCAACGGCGGACCGGAAGCUCCGCUGCAAGAAAUGCCGCCGCAUCCUGGCCACAGGGCCCUUCAUCGUCCCACACCAGCCGCGCGCGUCGGGGACCACUGAGGACGACGGCGACAACGGAGUCCCCUCUCCGCCGCCGCCGCCCUCGAGCCCGCUCUGCCAGCACUUCUUCGUCGAGCCCCUCAGCUGGAUGCGCGCCGAGCUGGAGAAGGGUGAGCUGAGCGGCCGGCUCGCGUGCCCCAACCCGAAGUGCGGCGCCGGCGUGGGCCGGUACGACUGGAAAGGCUUCCCGUGCUCGUGCGGCGCUCGAGAGGACCCGGCCUUUUCGCUGCAGAAGGCCAGGGUCGAGGAGGAGGUCUCCAGGGCGGCCCUGCGGAUGCCUCCUGGCCGAGGCGGCAGCGGCAGCGGCAGCAAGGGCAAUUUGUGAUGAUGAUGAAUGUGGCUCGAUGUGACCGUCGAGCUUGAAUAUCAUGCAUCGCCAUGUGCCAAAAUAGAGUCCUGCCUCGCCUACUUCGUCU
Messenger RNA from Trichoderma citrinoviride, 1658 nucleotides. RefSeq names its product tyrosine protein phosphatase. Gene Ontology annotation, cellular component: nucleus. Gene Ontology annotation, molecular function: protein tyrosine/serine/threonine phosphatase activity. Lineage: Eukaryota; Fungi; Ascomycota; Sordariomycetes; Hypocreales; Hypocreaceae. Gene Ontology annotation, biological process: protein dephosphorylation. Bases 233 to 1567 code for a protein of 444 amino acids. The record is from RefSeq and is a predicted model, not a curated record. The transcript has 7 exons.